Penaeus indicus is the source of this 3276-nucleotide messenger RNA. RefSeq lists its product as uncharacterized. The transcript has 10 exons. NCBI's taxonomy places the organism in Eukaryota, Metazoa, Arthropoda, Malacostraca, Decapoda, Penaeidae. Bases 41 to 1282 code for a protein of 413 amino acids. Gene Ontology annotation, molecular function: L-allo-threonine aldolase activity. The record is from RefSeq and is a predicted model, not a curated record. Gene Ontology annotation, biological process: L-threonine catabolic process; glycine biosynthetic process. Gene Ontology annotation, cellular component: cytosol.
CUCCGGACAAACGAAGGAGAAAACAACUGAGAAAAUCGGAAUGAAUCGCUGUACAAGGAUGGCUACCUCAACUUACUGUAUGUUAAGAAGAAAUAUCAGUUACAGCUUAACAAACAGAGCAAUACUAAUGCAACAGCUACGACGGUGGUAUCAUCCCCCUCCAGCAAUUGCAGCCAACUUUCAGGGUUUGCUUGUGGAUCUGCGCUCAGACACAAUAACAAAACCAACUUUAGGAAUGAAAAAAGCCAUGAUGGAUGCACUGCUUGGGGAUGACGUCUAUCGCGAAGAUCCAACUGUCAAAGAGUUGGAGAGAAGAAUGGCCAUUUACACAGGGAAAGAAGCUGCUUUAUUUGUGCCUUCAGGAACAAUGGGAAACCUUAUAGCUGUCCUUGGCCACUGCGAGAAUCGAGGCUGUGAGGUGCUCUUAGGAGAUCAGGCACACAUAUUCUUAUAUGAGCAGGCUGGCAUGGCACAGUUAGGUGGUGUACAGCCUCACAUUAUACCCAACCAACCAGAUGGAACAUUCGACGUCAGUGAAAUACCUGCCCGGGUUAGAGAUGAGGAUGUACAUUGUCCACGAACAGCCCUCGUGUGCAUUGAAAAUACCCAGAAUGUUUGUGGUGGGAAAGUAAUACCAUUAUCCUGGAUAGAUGAGGUUGGCAGCAUAGCAACAUCCAUUGGUAUUCCCCUUCACAUGGAUGGAGCGCGCCUGAUGAAUGCUGUGAUUGCAAGUGGGGAAAGUGCUUCUCGGAUAUUGCAAGCCUGUGAAACUGCAUCUAUAUGUCUGAGCAAGGGCUUAGGGACUCCUGUAGGAUCCGUGAUUGUGGGCAGUGAGGAGUUUAUGUACAAAGCAUUACGUCUUCGUAAAGUUUUGGGAGGCGGUAUGCGGCAAGCUGGAAUGCUGGCGGCAGCAGGACUAUAUGCCAUGGAUAACAUGAUAGACCGUUUAGCAGAUGACCAUAGACAUGCCCAGCAGCUGGCACAAGCAAUUGAUGGUAUGGGAAGCAGAUCUGUAAAGUGUAGCCCAGCUGAAGUGCAUACAAAUAUUGCUAUAGUACAUCUAGCUACAGAUAUCAUAACCCCAGAACAAUUCUGCAAGAGAUUGUUAGCAGUAGGUGAAGGAGAGAUUUCUGAAAUUGGGGAAGUGGCCAUCAAAGUCUUGCCGUGGACAUCAGAUUCUGUGCGCUUCGUGACACACUAUGAUGUAAAUAGUGAGGGUAUUGAAGCUGCAGUUACAAAGCUCAAGUAUGUUAUAAGUGAGAUUGAUAGUCAGUUGGAUUAGGCCAGGUGAGGUGAGUGACGUUGUUCUUUAAAAAAAGUAUAGGAAAGUAUACUAGGCAUAGGAAAUAAUGGGACAGGUUAUUUGGACAGUCACUUGCUAACAUUCAUAGAUGUAGGUAGGCAUAAGAUGUUUCAUUCUAAUUAAGAUUUAAUAUGAAUUUACAAUACAAUGAAAAGAGGUAUUUUUGUAAUUAUGAUACAAAAAAAUGUAUUUUUUUAUAAUGAGGUGUAUGAUAUUCUCUUGGUAUAUAAAAAAUGUAUAUUACAAUAUAGAUAAGUAAUAUUGAAAUUGUAUAUUAGAUUUUCUACUGGCAGAAAUUUGCUAACACUGUUGAAAAGGUUCUCAAAUGAUUUUACUGGUCAUUACAAGAAAAAUAUUGUGUGCCAUUGUUGUUUAGCAUUAUUUAGGUGUAAGAUAGUAUAGAAUAUAAUGUCUGAUAUUAAGGUAUGUUUCUGAGUGUUCAGAAAAAUGUGUAUAUAUGUUAUAUGUAUGUGAGAUGAAGAAUUUUGAAGUGAAAUGAACCAUAUUCCAUAUUUUGUAUUAGAAGAAAAUGUACUUAAAUGUAUCUAUGAUAUUCAUUUCACAUUCAGUUGUCCUGGAUACAGUUUACAAUAUAUUUUUGCCUCAUUGAACUUCCACAUUUUCUUGCAUUUUCACUUCUUUAUCCUUCUAUUUUUCUACCUUCCCUUGCUUUUCUGUUUAAUGUCUAGCAGUCUAUUUUCUUUUACACUUUAUCAUCUGAUUUGGACUCAGGUGGCCAUAAAACAUCUUGAGAUGUUUUAAGACCAAAUUUCUCUAAGGUUCCUUUUAUAGACAUAGUCAGUAUAUUGUUUGGAAAACAGAACAUACCAUCAGAAAGUUUUGCAGUGUAAUAGUGUAGCUGGUAUCUACAGAGUAUUUAUGUGUAAGUACCUACUAGUGUUAAGAUUGUAUCUGUUUCCUUUUCAGAUUUUGUUUUCAGUAAACCUACAUAUUAUUAACCCUGUUAUAUGUGUGUGUGUUUUUUUCUUAUGGUACUUAUCCUACCAAGCCCGUCCUUUUAUGAUUUAUUGUUUUCAUGAAUUAUCUUCAGUUUAUAAGAUUUAAUUUCCAUUCGGUAUGUAAUCAAUAUGUAACUGAUUAUAAUGCACUCUUAUUUUUACAGUAAUGGUGUAUAUUUUCAUAUUAUUUUACUCCCUAUGGAGAACUGAUUCAUUAAUUAACCACAUAUAAUGAGUAUAGAGAUUUUCAGGCAUCAAAGAAUGAAGAUAAAUUUGAUACAAACUGUAUCAUUUCUGUGCCUGAAAUCAUAUUACAUAAUUUUGAAUGUUAGCCUGAAUUUUUAUUUCUUUUUUUUCCAUCACAAGCUUUACUUCAUUAAGAGCAGUUAGCUAGGCUUUUAUCAUGAAAAGAGGGCAUAGUAAGGGGAAAAAUAACAUUUGAUUGUCACAAUAAUUCUGCUUAGUAGGUAUAUAAGUGUAAUUAUUGUUCUUGGUAAUUGCCUACAAAGGUGAGUUUUAGUUGAUAAUGAUGAAGGAAUCAGAAUAUUAUCAAUAUAUGAUCAUUGCUAUUGUAGUUAUCAAAUAUUCACUUGUGUUUGAAAUAUACUGAUAGGGUUUCAUUUGUUGAUUGUGAUAAUUUUGUUAAAAAAAGGACAAUAUUAUAUGAUUGUAUUAUAAAUUUACAUACAUCUCAAGGCUUUUUUUUGAGGUAGGAGAAUGUGUGUUAUAGUAAUAAAUAAUUAAUUGUUUAUUAAUAUAUCAUGUGUAGUGGAGGCAUGUUAGAAGGAGCUAGUUUAUUUGGUGCUCAAUAAAUUCAAGGUCUAAUAGUGUGUCAUAAUAUAAUAUAUUUCAUAAAAUGCUCACAGCCAGCAUGGUAUUAGAGUGUCCAGAGAUAUGUUAAUCAUUUGUGUCCUAUGUAAUGAGUUUCUGCUAUGUCUUUUGCUCAGUCUCCAUUUUGCUUAUAUAUAUAAUCCUCCUGUGCCCUUUUUUAUUAUUUGAUUUAAUUUAUUAUUG